AUGAAAAUGUCCUGUCCCCACGACAGCCUGCCAAACUUGAAAGUGAUUGCGAAUUCAGGAGUGGGGAUGGAUCACCUGGAUUUAAAGCCUGUAGCUAGCUUUGGUGUGAAGAUGGCUAAUGCUCCACAUGCUGUUUCCAGUACCACAGCAGACACUGGGAUGGCUUUGCUGCUAGCAUCUGCUAGAAGACUCGUAGAAGUCCUUAACAUUUCAAUUUCUACAAGUAUGGACUACUGUGAAGCUGAUAUUCUGGGAAUUAAAGUUGCUGGAGCUACUCUGGGGAUCAUUGGCAUGGGCAACACUGGGUUUAAGAUUGCUGUGAGAGCCAAAGCAUUUGAAAUGAACAUUUUGUUCCACAACAGGACACGGAGGAAAGUGCAAGAGGAGCAAGCUGUCAGUGCCACUUACUGCAAAAAGAUAGACAGCUUGCUCCAGCAGGCAGAUUUUGUGAUGCUGGUGGUGAGCCUGACACCUCAGACACACAAGCUGAUCGAGAAAAGAGAGCUGGAGCUGAUGAAACCCACAGCUACCCUCAUAAACAUCAGUCGAGGUGCAGUAAACCAAGAGGCCCUGGUGGCAGCUCUGCAGACCGGUGUUAUCAGGGCCGCGGCUUUGGAUGUCACCUCCCCAGAACCACUGUCCAGAGAUCAUGCAUUGUUAAUUAACGUCAUUAUAGCACCUCACCUCCGCAUUAAAACAGACAAGGCCACCUACAUGGUAACAGAGGAAGCAGUUGAAAACGUACUAGCAGCCCUGAAUGGUCUCCCCCUACCCAGUGAAGUGCUCCCUAGCUGAUGUGUGAAAGGAUACUGCAUAUCUUUUUAUUCUUCUCUUUCUCUUUUUAUUCUUAUCUUUCCCCUCCAUAUCAGCUCUAAGGAUCUUUUUAAAUACAAGAAUGUCCAUACACCUCACUAAAGCUUGGAAGGAAACAGUUUGCCAUCGUGUCAGUUGUGUUUAUAUAGUUUCUGUUGUCUAAUACAAGUCCA
This is a messenger RNA of Vidua chalybeata, 986 nucleotides long. Its product is annotated as probable 2-ketogluconate reductase. The record is from RefSeq and is a predicted model, not a curated record. Gene Ontology annotation, cellular component: cytosol. Gene Ontology annotation, molecular function: hydroxypyruvate reductase [NAD(P)H] activity; glyoxylate reductase (NADPH) activity; NAD binding. NCBI's taxonomy places the organism in Eukaryota, Metazoa, Chordata, Aves, Passeriformes, Viduidae.